This is a messenger RNA of Canis lupus familiaris (dog), 924 nucleotides long. Its product is annotated as transcription initiation factor TFIID subunit 4-like. The record is from RefSeq and is a predicted model, not a curated record. NCBI's taxonomy places the organism in Eukaryota, Metazoa, Chordata, Mammalia, Carnivora, Canidae. The transcript is spliced from 4 exons. Bases 1 to 534 code for a protein of 177 amino acids.
AUGACGCCGCCCCUCGCCCCUCGGCCCUCGCCGCACCACCUCGACCUUCGCCUCAGGCCCUGGUCCUCGCCCGCCCGCAAACCCAAGCCCUGGCCUGCCCCGAGGACCCUCGCCCCAGACCCUCCUCACGCCCCGAGCGCCGGGGUCACCCCCUGGACUCCGACCCUGGCGUGCGGCCCGGCCCUCGCCCCGCAGCCAGAGGAGGGUGGGAGGGGAGGCCGGGGAACCGGGCCGGGGGACGGUGGCUUCUCAGCCCGGGCCAGGCUAGCCACCGCGGCGGCGGCGGCGCCGGACCGACCGAGGAGGGGUCCCCAGGGGGAAGCACGCAGCACCGAGGGGUUGACGGCGGAGCGCCGUCGGGGUGUAGCGUGGCUACGUCUGUGCAACUGUAGGAAUGCAGCGCGGCUCCCCGUCGGACUAGCUGUGGGAUCCUGCGCGAGUCACUUUACCUUCGGGACUCUGGUUUGCUCCCCUGCCAGGGAUCAAGAAAUGAAGCUGAAGCCAACCUUUGCCUCAAUUCUGAGACGAGUGUAGUAAAAUGCAAAAGAGGGGGAAAAAAACAAAAAAGGAAAGGCACAGAGGUGGAACAUGGUUAAUUGCUAAACCUUUUCCCCUUUCAUAAAUCACAAGGUGCUAAUGGCAAUGUUGAAAUAAACAGGUCUAGCAAGAACUCCUGCUUUGUUUUUUUAUCUUCCGCCAGAACUUUAAAAAGAAUUCAGGUUAUUAUUUCAGGUUUAGUAAUUAUACCAACAAGGUCGCUUCCAAGCUGAAUUGUCUGCUGGUUCCCCUUAGAAAUGCUAACUUGCUUGGGCAAUGGUUUAAGGAGGGACUAUACCUUACUGGUUUAUUUAUUUUUUUUAAAGGAUUUUAUUUAUUUAUUCUUGAGAGAUAUAUAUAUAGAGAGAGAGGCAGAGACAUAAGCAU